This is a messenger RNA of Pteropus alecto (black flying fox), 1422 nucleotides long. RefSeq names its product olfactory receptor 1J2. Gene Ontology annotation, cellular component: membrane. Gene Ontology annotation, biological process: G protein-coupled receptor signaling pathway. The transcript is spliced from 2 exons. Lineage: Eukaryota; Metazoa; Chordata; Mammalia; Chiroptera; Pteropodidae. The record is from RefSeq and is a predicted model, not a curated record. Gene Ontology annotation, molecular function: olfactory receptor activity; G protein-coupled receptor activity. Bases 1 to 1422 code for a protein of 473 amino acids.
AUGAGGAGGGAGAACCAGAGCAGCGUGUCCGGCUUCCUCCUCCUGGGGCUCCCCAUCCGGCCGGAGCAGCAGGGCGUGUUCUUCGCCCUGUUCCUGGGCAUGUACCUGACCACGGUGCUGGGCAACCUGCUCAUCAUCCUGCUCAUCAGGCUGGACUCUCGCCUCCACAGCAGCCACUUGGCCUUCACUGAUGUGUCCUUUGCAUCUGUCACCGUCCCAAAGAUGUUGAGGGACAUGCACUCUAAGGACAAGUUCAUCCCCUAUGCAGGGUGCAUUUUACAGAUGUAUUUUUUCAUAGUUUUUGGCUGUCUUGACAGUCUCCUUCUUGCAGUGAUGGCAUAUGACAGGUACGUGGCCAUCUGUCACCCUCUACGCUAUACCACCAUCAUGAGGGAGGGGCUGUGUGUGCUGCUGGUGGCUGGUUCCUGGCUUGUCUCCUGUGGCAGUGCUCUCGUGCACACUCUCUUCCUGGCCCAGCUCAUGAGGAGGGAGAACCAGAGCAGCGUGUCCGGCUUCCUCCUCCUGGGGCUCCCCAUCCGGCCAGAGCAGCAGGGCGUGUUCUUCGCCCUGUUCCUGGGCAUGUACCUGACCACGGUGCUGGGGAACCUGCUCAUCAUCCUGCUCAUCAGGCUGGACUCUCGCCUCCACACACCCAUGUACUUCUUCCUCAGCCACUUGGCAUUCACUGAUGUCUCUUUUUCAUCUGUCACCGUCCCAAAGAUGUUGAGGGACAUGCACACUAAGUACAAAUCCAUCCCUUAUGCAGAGUGCAUAGCACAGAUGUAUUUUUUCAUAUUUUUUACUGACCUGGACAGCUUCCUUAUUACAUCAAUGGCCUAUGACCGAUAUGUUGCCAUCUGUCACCCUCUUCACUAUACCACCAUCAUGAGGGAAGAGCUGUGUGCUUUACUAGUGGCUGUGUCCUGGAUCCUAUCCUGUGCCAGCUCCCUUUCCCACACCCUCCUCCUGACCCGGUUAUCCUUCUGUGCUGCUAACACCAUCCCCCAUUUCUUCUGUGACCUUGGUGCCCUGCUCAAGUUAGCCUGCUCAGACAUCUUUCUCAAUGAGUUAGUCAUGUUCACAGUAGGAGUGGUUGUGAUCACCCUGCCAUUUAUAUGUAUCCUGGUAUCUUAUGGCUACAUUGGGGCCACCAUCCUGAGGGUCCCUUCAGCCAAGGGGAUCUGCAAAGCAUUGUCCACAUGUGGGUCCCACCUCUCUGUAGUGACUCUGUAUUAUGGGGCAAUAUUUGGGCAGUACCUUUUCCCAACAUUAAGCAAUGUCAUUGACAAGGACAUCAUUGUGGCUCUCAUGUACACGGUGGUCACACCCAUGUUGAACCCCUUUAUCUACAGCCUUAGGAACAAGGACAUGAAAGAGGCCCUCGGGAAACUUUUCAGUAGAGUGACAUUUUUCUCACAGUGA